AUGGCUUCAAAAUAUGAACAUUUCCGUUCAUUGACUAGAGAUAUUAGGUCAUACACUGUUACUUCAACAGUAGAUUCUGAGUGGACUCAAGCUUUCUUUAAGUUUGUUACUUUCCAAUUUUAUGAGCGUGGCGGCAGACAGAGUGUGUUUGUAUUUUAUGCUAUCUGUACCCAGUUUGGUAGAUUAACUGAAGAUAUUCUGGUUGAAACUAUAUUUCAUCCCCCUUAA
Messenger RNA from Schistosoma spindalis, 228 nucleotides. The record is from the annotation of a GenBank genome assembly. NCBI's taxonomy places the organism in Eukaryota, Metazoa, Platyhelminthes, Trematoda, Strigeidida, Schistosomatidae.